CUUUUGCGUCACAUACUGUACUCUUUCUAGAUCAAUGCAAAACAUUUUUUCCUUUGAUCUUUUGCUGUCUACAAAUGGCAGCUGUAACUCAUUUACUUGCACAAGAACAGAUCACGUGUGGACCUGAAGUUUGAACUCAAACACAAUAAAAGCCUUGUUCAUGCCGUGCCAGUCUGUAAGGAGGGACAACCAUUGAAUUCUGAAAAAAGGAGAAAUGCAUCAUCCCUUUGGAGUGUUUUUCACCUUAAGCCUUUUGUUUUUGGUGUCACCAUGUAGUGGAGGAAACAUUCUAGUGUAUCCUGUUGAUGGAAGCCACUGGAUCAACAUGAAGAUUCUUGUAGAAGAACUUCAUGCCAAGGGACACAAAAUGACUGUGAUUCGGCCGUCCAAUAGCUGGUACAUCAAGGAGAAUUCUCCUCUCUACACAUCUAUCACAAUCCAAAUAAAGGAAGACUUCAGAGACGUUUUUGAUUUGUACCUUGAGGAACAAAUUAGGGUGCAACGGGAAGGUGCUUCACUGUUGUCCUUCUUCAGACUCAACAAUCAGUUUCUAACAAUGCUCACACAGGCUCAUGAAUUGUGGUGUGAUAUUGCAAAGGACAUUUUUGAAAACGAGACACUGGUCAAACACUUAAUGGAUUCCAAAUAUGAUCUGGUUCUAGCUGAUCCAGUAAUAGGUGCAGGGGUUAUAUUAGCCAAAUAUCUGAAUGUGCCUUUGGUUCUGAAUGUGCGCUGGGUCACCAGAGGAGAAGGUCACUUUGUUUUGGCUCCUUCUCCACUUUCUUAUAUCCCAGUACCAGGAUCAGGGUUAACAGAUAAGAUGGACUUCAUUCAAAGGCUCAAAAACAUAUUUUUUCACAGCGUUCUAAAGUUUCAGGAGAACAUGGUGUUGCCCAUCUAUGAUGAAUUCUGCAGUAAAUACAUAGAAGGUGGAUGCAGCAUUUUCUCUCUGCUUCAGCAAGCAGACAUUUGGCUUUUCAGAUCCGAUUUUGUGUUUGACUUCCCUCGACCCACCAUGCCAAACGUGGUCUACAUCGGAGGAUUCCAGUGCAAACCAGCUGAACCUCUGCCGGCAGAUCUGGAGAAGUUUGUUCAAAGUUCUGGAGAACAUGGAGUGAUAAUCAUGAGUCUCGGAACGAUGGUUAAAGCACUACCCAAAGAUGUUACAGAUGAGAUGGCCGCGGUGUUUUCUAAGAUGCCCCAGAAGGUGAUAUGGAGACACCUAGGGGAUCGUCCCUCUACACUGGGCAAUAACACUCUCAUAGUGGACUGGAUGCCACAGAAAGACCUCCUUGGUCAUCCACAGGUUAAAGUCUUUGUAGCUCAUGGAGGAACCAACGGAGUCCAAGAGGCCAUUUACCAUGGAGUCCCAGUGCUGGGCAUCCCACUGUUCUUUGAUCAGUACGACAACCUGCUACGUUUGCAGGAAAGAGGAGCUGGAAAAAUCAUUGAACUCUCCGACUUCAGUGGCCACACCUUUGGAGAAGGUCUUCAGAAACUGCUCCAUAAUAGUAGCUACAGGCAGAACAUUCAAAGACUUUCUCGUUUGCACAAAGAUAAACCGAUGCCACCCAUGGAUCAGGCUAUUUUCUGGAUAGAGUAUGUCAUACGACACAAAGGGGCUCGCCAUCUGAUCUCUGAGGCUUACAAGAUGCCUUGGUAUUCAUAUCACAGUUUAGAUGUUCUCUUACUGCUGCUGGCUGUACUAAUGGUACUGCUUUACUCUAUUUAUGCUGUUUUCAGAUUUCUGUGCUGUAGAAGGAAAAGAAAGACAAAACCCAAACAAAAUUAAAGUUUUUUUGUUUUAUUUUGACACAUUUUUUGUAAGUUAAUUUAAGAAAAAGCAGUUAUAUAUGUAAUAUUUUGAGAAACUUUUUCAGUGAUAGUUUCUUUCUAAUUUUUGUUGUCAUAAAAGCAUCAAAAUAUAUGUUUUGAUCCGGGUAUAACUUUUUCAACUUUGAAAACUUUCCGAAGUGUUUUUUGUUUUAUGCAAAAACAUAAAAAAAAAAACAAAAAAAAACUUAUGUGGAAGCACAACUAGCAUCAAAUUGAAAGUCUUCAGAUGUUUGUACUAGUUGUCAGUAAUACUUUUUUGCAUACUAUUUUUGUCUUCAAAUUGUUGUCAUUAACAAAAAGAUAAAUAAAAUGCAUUGAACUCAAAACUUGUAAUGAUUACGAGCGUUUGCUAUUUUGUGUGUAAAAAGCUACUCUCGUUUUACUGUUUUUAAUCAAAACAAAACACAUUGUUUUAUUACAGAGAAUACAUUCAAAAUUAUACUUUUGCACGUUUGUCAAAUAGUAACUUCAGCAAAUGCUUUUUGCUCUCUGCUUAUUCCCAUAUCUAACCUUUUACAAAACAAACAAACAAAAAAAACUGAAAACUAUAUAUAUGAAAAAAAAUCCAAAUGUUUGUUGCAGAAUGGUAGCCAAAAAACUAUGAAACAUGUACUCUAAAACAAAAGUAGGGAAUAAUGAUUAGAACAGAUGUUUGUUG
Messenger RNA from Oryzias melastigma (Indian medaka), 2494 nucleotides. Its product is annotated as UDP-glucuronosyltransferase 1A5. Gene Ontology annotation, molecular function: UDP-glycosyltransferase activity. The record is from RefSeq and is a predicted model, not a curated record. The coding region runs from base 215 to 1792 and encodes 525 amino acids. NCBI's taxonomy places the organism in Eukaryota, Metazoa, Chordata, Actinopteri, Beloniformes, Adrianichthyidae. The transcript has 4 exons.